Ceraceosorus bombacis is the source of this 4279-nucleotide messenger RNA. NCBI's taxonomy places the organism in Eukaryota, Fungi, Basidiomycota, Exobasidiomycetes, Ceraceosorales, Ceraceosoraceae. The record is from the annotation of a GenBank genome assembly.
AUGGUCAAGCGACGUCGCAAGACUUCCAAUCUGCUCGACGUCGAGUCCACAGUUGAAGGUGCAGCAACAACAGCAGCGAACUCAGAUUACGCACAGAGAAACGCAGGCUCAAGCAGCGCUCUAAGCCUCGCCUCCUCUCGUCUUGCUAACACCACCUCUAGUGCCCAGGACGCUGACUCCGCUAGGCAGUCCGAUCAAAGUGCUUCACAAGGUAAUAGCGGCAGGUUGAGGAGAUUCACGAGUCGAGUGAGCUCCGUCUUCUCCAAGUUUGGCUCGCCACGCAAAAGGCAGCGUGUAGAUUCGCUUCCUGAAGGUCGAGAGGAAUACAGCGGCGACGACGUCAACCGCUUGGCAGCAGCUUCACGCACAAGUCCCAAAAGGAUUUUGGAAAUGCGAUCAGUCGCGCCAUCCCUCGCGACACUGGGCGGCGCGUCUCCUUCCGGCUCUCAAACCCUACCUCGUCCUGCUUUACGACCUGCCCCUAGCGUUCGAGAAAUAGCAAAGCUGUUCAAGGACGACGAAGCAAUAGCGGCAGAAGAGAAGAGCGUGCAUUUUCCUUCUGGACUGGCAAGCAAUGAACAGAGCGCAGGUAAUUCACCCACCACGAGCAGGGAGGAAGAGGGAGAAUUGAGCUACAUCGAUGAGCAGGAGAUCGACGAGGUGGAGAGGUCUUUGAUCGGAAAUGCACCUGAAGAGGAAGAGGAGAGCGAAUCAGGGUCGGAAGAUGUCGAGCUGGAUAGGCAUCGAGAAGCGGAUGAUGAUGGAUCAGGUGACGAUGAGCCGCUUGGCGAUGGAACUAGCGAGCCUGAAGGCUCUGAGGCUCACCAUGCGGGAGAGGAGGGAGCGGACCGGGAUGCACGAGACGACGACCCUGCCACAGAUGAUGAUGGUGAUGUAGCUACGCAUCAAGAACAGCUUGAGGGAGGGCUGCUUACACAGGAGGAAGUUCCAUCGAUCGAGGACCCAGCUACACUCGCCAAUGGUCACCGCGAACCAUCGUUGGAUGUGGUCCACGCUCACCCGCUGAAUCAGAAAGACAACGAGGAGCUGCCAGACGGUGAACAGGCGGACUUGGCGGCAGGAGAGACGGGGUCCGCUCAGACGUUGGGGGAACACGUGCUUGAAGCGCCGGGUGAAAUCAUGGAGGCAAACGCCGCAAAAGAGGCCAUCGCUUCCACUUCAUCUCGUCCAAGCAUCCUCACACAGGACGCUCCAACGCCUCUCGCAAGCCAGGCAGCGAACGAAUCGACCUCGGAAUCGCCUUUGCGCGCGGCUUCAGACUCUUUGUCCAUGCCGGUGCCUGCCAAGCUGGUCAGCGCCUUGUCUCCGCACACUCGAAGUCCCCGCUUCAACAAGAUGCGUUCACGCGUACCGCAGAGAUCCGGCAGUGCGCUUGCGAGUGCUGCACAUGCCGAGUCAGGUCCUGCUUCUGUGACGCUAACUUCGGGCGAUGCGUCGGUCAGUGGCGACACCACAGCUGUCUCUGCCACGAAAUCGGGCGCGCAAGCCGAGAUUGCUACCGAGUCGAGCGGAGAUGUCAAUGGUGCUUUGAGCGACAGUAGCGAAGAUCAAGAUCGAUUAGCGACCACCGGUAGCAAGUCGCCUCUCUACCCGGACCUCUCGACCCAGAGUAAUGGACAUCUCGAAGCGCACGCAAACGGUCGUGAGGCUGUCGGAACGAGCAGCGCGUUGUAUCCGGACCUCUCCGCGGAUAUCAGUGACCGUGUGCGUCCAGUCGAGCACGAGGUCGAGGGCGAGGCGGAACCUUCACCUCACGAGCGUGGGCCUUCGACACAUCAAAUUGGGGCAGCCGGCACAGGUUCGAGAGAGGAUGAAGAGGAAGGCGAGGAAGACGAGGAAGAGGACGAAAGUAUUCUGAUACCGCGACUAUCCUCGACGACGCCCAUAGCGCAACGUGUGCGUCGCACGGGCUCUCUCCGCAGCCUUUCCGAGUCCGCUUCACAGACGUUGGCUAAUUGGGCUGGUAGAGCAUCGCAGGUCGCCUCCGAAGCGAUUGCAGAUGCGGUGGACGCUGCGGGCGUGCCCGUCGCUGAAGGAGAGGAGUCUGUAAUCUUGCAUGCUAGGCAGAAUGGCAAAGGCGAUGUGGAGGAGAAUGAGCUUCCUUCUUCUGACCUUCUCACCGGACCUGCCUUCGAUGACACUGACACGGGACGACAAAUCUUGAAAAGCGCUGAGCAGCACCGAGCAGGCGCGAGCUCAUCUGCGGAGUCCCGAUCUGAGAACGAGGUUGAACAGCCUCGGAGCGAAGAUCACCAAAGCUCACCGAGCGGGCAUUCCGAUCAAGAAAACCGUUUCGACCCAGCGCUGCUGCUUAGCAACACAACAGCACCAGCAGGAGGGGCGAUCGACUUGACUGGAGAUACUGGUGACGAGGUCGACCUUCGUCUGCCUCUGGUCAGGCCAGGACUGCCGCGCAAAGCUUCCUUGAUCCCUCGACCAGCUUUGACCGAGAUACCUCCUCCCCUUUCGCAUCCACGAGCACCGCGAAAAUCAGCGGGACACAUUCCCCAAGGCCCACCAGCUCGUCUCCAUUCAUCAGGGGCGCACUCCAUGGGCAGAAGCCCUUCUGUUCUCUCCGACGCUCGCGAGAGCAGUCUGGUCCCAUCGGGAUCUGCCAUUGCAUCGAUCCAGCGAUUGGGCGGCACAUCGCUGAGACCGAGUCCUAGUCCCCUUGCCUCUUCCAUCCGAGGUUCGCGCAUCCCUCGGAGGGUAGGCGGCUAUAAGAGUCGGAAAAAGGAUCCAAUUGGGAUGAAGGAGCAUCUCGUCUUGCAAGCCGAACGCAAUCGACAAUUGCGUCGGAGGCACAUCAAGCGUCUCACUGAUCAGAUUCAGCGCAAGACGAACUAUACUCAGGAACAGGUGCAAGAGCGUCUGGACUACCAGUUCAGAACGGACCAUGCUGCCGAUGUCGAGAAGGUGAGAUGCGUCGCGCAAAUCUUGGAGCAUGCUUGUCACGCAACGCUGACGAGUCCGCGUGCUCUCCUCUUUGCGCAGCGUGGUCGCGCUUUUGCUGAGGCUGUGCCUCCAGAGGAGCGCGUUUUGAGAUUGCUGCAGGCGGACUUGGAUCGAUUGACGCGAGCACAGCGUUCCAAGUUGCAGCCUUCACGCUCAGAGCAGAAGACGCUGAAUCGUUUAGUGUUGGAGGAGAAGUUGCGUGAGAAGCGUCUGCGCGGAAUUCUCGGGAGACAGCCUGUGAGUCUCGCUCCUACAGAUUGCGCCGCAUGAUCAACGUUCUGUGUGUCGCUUACGCAAAGCUCCGCUUUAGAUGCCUGAUCGCCUGGAUGAGGAACAAGAGCGAGAAGUCCGGCACAUUCUCGCUGAUUCGACUUUUGAGAAACAAAUUUCUGGCGCAAUAGUCAACAAUCGGAACCUGCAGCGGCUCAAACCGGGCCAAUGGCUAGAUGACGAAUCCAUCAACUUUUACGCCGUGCUCAUCAACAACCGCUCAAACGAUAUGCGAGAAUUGCGAGCGGCUGGUCGUGCAGCUCAGAAGAACCUCGCACUCGAAGGGUCUCGGGCUGAUUUGGGAACCCGAAAAGCGCUCGAAGGGGAGAGAAAGCGCGCGAAAAAAGCGCAGGGAUACUGGGAUGUGCACGCCUUUCAGACGCACAUGUUUGUGAAGAUUCAAAGAGAAGGUCAUGCGGGUGUCAAGCGAUGGACCAAGAAGGUGAGCGCUUGCUAUGGGUUGAUAUCCACGAUCAGAACAUGGGCUGACUUGCAGCAAUUAUGGCAGGUCGACGUGUUCUCCAAGGAUCGAAUCAUCUUUCCAGUCAAUCGGAGCAACAGUCAUUGGGUCACGGCUGCGAUCAAUUUGCGUCAGCGGCGCUUCGAAUUUUACGAUUCAAUGACUGGGGGAUGGGCACACGAUGCUGCGCACGCACUGAUGGCAUGGCUGGAAGCCGAAUGGCUCGCCAAAAAAGCGUCUUCUUUCGAUGGCAGAACGUUGGACACCAGCGGAUGGUACGUGUACGACUGCCCCACCAACCCUCAGCAGGAAAACGGCUCGGAUUGCGGCGUCUUUACGGUUCUCAUGAUGGAGCAUCUUUCCAGAAGGGAUCCAUGGCUGCCCUUUCCAGAUCCGCCGGCGCUCGACUUGGUGCAGAUGCUUGACGCUUCACAACAAGAGGCCGCAUUCGGUCGCGACGCGAGUCUGGAUGAAGAUUUGCGCGAAAUGGAGUGGAACUUUGCUCAGAGCAAUGUGCCUUACUACCGGAGACGCAUGAUCUGGGAACUCGGCAAUGCUACCUUGCUCGAAUGA